UAAUUAUAAUUGAAUUAUUUACUGAUUGCUUUAUUACUACCCAUUUUUUAUUACUUGUGAACAUACAGGAUGUCGAAGAAAAACGUUAAAAAAUUUUGGGGUGUGGUUUUUUAGGUCAAAAUAAGAAAUAAAGUUUUUAUGGACCUAUGUCUGGAAAUGCUUUCUGAGAGAGCUAGAGCCUCCUGAAAAUGGUUUCUGAGAAACACACAUUUAAAAUUUUACAAUUUUGACGAUAUCAAUAAAAUUUUGACAAGAAUCUAAAAAAAGAAACUUGAAUCAAAUGCAUUUCUAGGGGUUCAAGAAGCACUGAAAAAGAGAAGCUUACAAUUGUGUAAAAUUAGUUGCAUCAUUUUCUGCCAGUGUUUUACAAAGCAUUAGUUGUUAUUUUUAAAUAUUCUUCACUUCCUAACUUCUAAUCACUGCUUUUCUUAAUUUCUAACACAAGUCGAUAACAACGAACUUGACCCCUUCCCCUUGUCGGUCGUUCCUCUGUUCGAAAUAAAUUCUGCCACAGUGAAGAUAAGCAAAAUUUUCUCACAUAAAUAAUAAACCAUUCCUCAAAGUGCCUUCUCAUCAAUAAUGAACGAUCUAUUCGACAAAAUCCCAAUCGAUAAAUCGCGCAACAGGCGAAUAUUCCUCACAAUCGCUACGCCACUCAACACUUACGUACGAAAACCUUAUCUUAUCUCUCCAAGAGAACACACAGAUAAACGUAAAUCAAUUUUUCGUGCAAACAUUGUGAUCCCAAACAGGUGUUUGAGCCCGUCCAUGACUCACAAGACGCUUCGCAAGGCCUAGCAUGCCGAAGGACGACAGCCCCCAGGUGUCCCGUGACCACAGCUUCCGACACAGUUUCCAACCCAAGUCGGCAGCGACGGCCGAAGCCCCCAUUCUGAGACACACACAAUCCCAGAACUAUGGAGCCAAGAAGAAGAAGGUCAAGACGGUACCACCGGCUAUUCCGGAGUUGGAGGUAGUUGAUGGUGAUAAGGGAGGUGCCAGGGUGAGCGUGGAAGUGGUAAAUGACCAUGUAAAGUUAGCGGUGGGGGAAAAUGAGAAGAAGAAGCAUAGUAGAUCAUCAAGGAAGAAUAGCCAAGUUAGCAAUAGGAUGGGGGUGGAUAAUGCGGGGUUUGAGAUGGAGAGUGGAGGGAGGAUUUCGAGGGCUAACAGUGCUGCCAGCAGUGUGAGGUCGUCGAUCAACCCCAGCAUCAAUAGUGUUGUAGUUCAUGAGCAGUACUGCUGUUGCUCUAAAUGGAGUCCGUUUGAAAGAGUUCUUUGUGCCGCCGUUGGUGUUCUAAUUUUCGUAGUUUUAAUUCUAGUCAUUACUGUAAUAUUAUUAGCUGUACGAAGUCCAGAUUCUAAAAAAUCUGUAUUUUCAUUUCUUAAUUAGAAUUAGUAUUUUAUUAUUUUAUUUAUCCUAUGUAUUUCCAAUAAAUAUGCUUGCCUGUUUACAUCAUGUGAUAAUAAAAAAUCGAUGUAUGUGUUAUUGUUGCAGAAAUAAAGAGUAAAGAAAUGUU
Tribolium madens (black flour beetle) is the source of this 1517-nucleotide messenger RNA. RefSeq lists its product as uncharacterized. The transcript is spliced from 2 exons. The record is from RefSeq and is a predicted model, not a curated record. NCBI's taxonomy places the organism in Eukaryota, Metazoa, Arthropoda, Insecta, Coleoptera, Tenebrionidae. Bases 800 to 1390 code for a protein of 196 amino acids.